Rhizopus microsporus ATCC 52813 is the source of this 1406-nucleotide messenger RNA. RefSeq names its product camp-dependent protein kinase catalytic subunit. The transcript has 4 exons. Gene Ontology annotation, cellular component: nucleus; cAMP-dependent protein kinase complex. The record is from RefSeq and is a predicted model, not a curated record. Gene Ontology annotation, biological process: peptidyl-serine phosphorylation. Bases 35 to 1252 code for a protein of 405 amino acids. Gene Ontology annotation, molecular function: ATP binding; cAMP-dependent protein kinase activity. NCBI's taxonomy places the organism in Eukaryota, Fungi, Mucoromycota, Mucoromycetes, Mucorales, Rhizopodaceae.
GAUCUUUUCUCUUCUUUUUAUCUGUUAUCGUUGUAUGCGACACUUUUUAAAUCAACGCUUUUUGACAAAUAAUCAACACGACUCUCAAUGGAACUUGAAUCAUUUGUGUGAUCAUCUCUUUGAUUCAAUACCUAACAUAAAGAUUGAUAGUCCUAUUGAUGAACCACUCACGAGAACAACUGACAUUACACACUCAUAUUCUACAAGUCCAUCACUCACACCUGCCUCAUCUUUUUCUACUGAUGAUAAUACAUUCAUUGAAUCCCAUCAAGAACAGCUUGAUAAUAAUAGCAACUAUUCAUUAAAUUCAUGCGGUGACACUAUAAAAUACCAUUUUAGUCAAUUCCACAUCACAAAACUCAUUGGCACUGGUCAUUUUGCCCAAGUGUAUCUGGCGCAAAAUACAAUAAAUCAAGUAUGGUACGCUAUUAAGGCUAUCAACAAAAAGAAACUUGCUACCAAACAGCAAAUAAAACAUGUUCACGACGAAAAGGACGUCCUCUAUUCGGCUAACCACCCUUUUUUGGUAAAACUCUGGGGCACCUUCCAAACUGAUAGUCAUGUCUUCUUUGUCACAGAUUACGUACCUGGGGGUGAACUUUUUAGGCUUAUCCGAAAGAAGAAGGGAUUAACUGAGCAAGAAGCAAAGUUUUAUGCUGCAGAAACUGUCUUGGCCCUAGAAUAUCUCCACAAUAGAGACAUUGCUUAUAGAGAUUUGAAACCGGAAAAUAUAUUGCUAGAUAGUCAUGGUCACAUCAAGUUGAUUGAUUUUGGGUUGGCCAAACGGGUCUCAGAUGUCACAUAUACCCUUUGUGGAACUCCCGAUUAUCUUGCUCCAGAAGUAAUACGUGCGCGUGGAUACACCAAAGAGGUAGAUUGGUGGUCACUUGGAGUCCUAAUAUAUGAAAUGAUCGUUGGUCAUGCUCCCUUCACAUCUAAAAACCCCAUUGAGCUCUAUGAAAAUAUCCUAUUAUGCAGCAUCCAAUGGCCAUCCGACAUUAGCUCUGAAGCCAAGGAUCUUAUACAAGGAUUAUUGAAAGUAAAGCCUGCUGAUAGAUACAACCUACAAGAAAUUAAGGCUCAUCCUUGGUUUGCUGAUAUAGACUUUGAGCAAUUAUCAAGUUGCAAUGUAGACACCCCUAAUAUUCCAGAUUUACAAGAUAACGAUGAUACAUCAAGAGAUAAUCAAGACAUAGAGCCACUCUAUAUUUCUGAUCAAUAUGCUCAUGAUGACACGUUUGCCUCCUUUUAAUGCAUGCAGCACACGCUGAUUCUUUAUCUAUUUAUAUUUAUAUUUUUUGCAUCUCUCUCAUACACAGCAUUUAUUUAUAUAUAUAUUUAUAUAUUCUUUCGGAUAUAUCAUCAUUUCUGUAAAAUACAUCCUCCAAAUAAACUAUAUAUACACA